Molecule: messenger RNA, 888 nt
Organism: Myxozyma melibiosi
Lineage: Eukaryota; Fungi; Ascomycota; Lipomycetes; Lipomycetales; Lipomycetaceae
Product: emp24/gp25L/p24 family/GOLD-domain-containing protein
Exons: 2
Coding region: 207-821 (204 amino acids)
Biological process (GO): intracellular protein transport; protein retention in ER lumen; endoplasmic reticulum to Golgi vesicle-mediated transport
Cellular component (GO): endoplasmic reticulum; endoplasmic reticulum-Golgi intermediate compartment; COPII-coated ER to Golgi transport vesicle
Source: RefSeq, a predicted model, not a curated record
UCCUUAAUCCUCUAAAGCUGUUCGUAGCUGCUGAGAUCUCGAGAAGAAUCGCACAUGAGGGUUUUGUGCUCGCGGCACCCAGGAGUUGAACACGUUGAAGGCACGCGCCGAUUCAUCUUCAGCCCAGUCAGUCCGAGCAAAACAUCCAAGCACAUCAUCAAUUUCCCCCAAAGAAAGCUGGUGAAAGCAAGCAAAGACAGCACAUCAUGAUUCGCUCACUAUUCUUCCUGCUGCUCGGCGUGUUUGCGCUCCUGCGGACGGCAGUGGGUCACAACGUCAAGCUCGAAGCGCAGGGACGCGAGUGCUUUUUUGAGGAUCUGAGGGCGGGCGAUACGAUGACUGUGUCGUAUCAGGUCGGUGAUAGCGAUGCGUCUGCGUCUAGUGGAAGCGGUGGAAUUGAUUUCUGGGUCAAUGAUCCUCGAAACUCAGCCGUCAAGGUCGAGAAAGACGUCCAGCACGGCGAGUUCACAUUCGUAGCCUCCCACAACGGCAGAUACACCUACUGCUUCUCGAACGAGGCGGCCGGCUACGUGAGCAAAGAAAUCGGAUUCAACGUCCACGGCGUGGUCUACGUCGACGCGUCCGAGACUCCUGAGGAUCCGCUCGAGCACGAGAUCAAGACGCUCUCGCAGCUGCUGGAGCAGGUCAAGGAUGAGCUCGAGUACAUCAUGAUCAGAGAGCGCGUGCAUCGCAACACGGCUGAGUCAACAAACUCCCGCGUCAAGUGGUGGAGUAUAUUCCAGAUCGGCGUCGUUGCGGGAAGCGGCGUCUUCCAGGUUUACUUCCUCAAGCGGUUUUUCGAGGUCAAGUCUGCUGUUUAGAUAGAGGAGGUUUGAUGAAGAGGCCGAGUGGGUUACGUGGUAGCUAGCCAAUCCAUUUAUGUCAUGA